Coregonus clupeaformis (lake whitefish) is the source of this 2129-nucleotide messenger RNA. Its product is annotated as probable E3 ubiquitin-protein ligase RNF144A-B. Lineage: Eukaryota; Metazoa; Chordata; Actinopteri; Salmoniformes; Salmonidae. The record is from RefSeq and is a predicted model, not a curated record. The transcript is spliced from 4 exons. The coding region runs from base 143 to 703 and encodes 186 amino acids.
UCUCAGGCCGUCUAAACGCAGAAUUUGCCAAUGGGAGAUUACCCUAAAAAAGAGGAGUGGGUCACAUAAACAUUGCAACGAACGUACAAUAAGUGGCAUCAUAAGCAGACCACCAGGAUAAAUUGAUAUUGCCGCUAUUGCAAUGGGACUGGGAGCAGCUAAGAGUGUGGAUUUGUCUCUCCCGAAGGAAGUUUAUCCGAAAGUCGUUUUACAAGUGGUUCAGAGACAUUGCAUGCUGGAGCAUCCUGAUCUCAACAAGAGGUGUUUAUCCUGUUCCUCCAGUCUCGUUCGCAUCCUGGGCAGAGAUGGAGGGCCCAGUCAGAUCGCCCUGUGUACCCAGUGCCCUCUCUCUCCACGAGUCUGCUGGUCCUGCCUAUCCCCCUUGCAGUCCUCUACUAUUGAAGCUACACCUGGAUGCUGCAGCAACAAGUCCUGCCAGCUGGUGUCCAGCCUCCUCAACUGUGAUCUGGUGACAGACCCUAAGAGCCAUGUUCGGGGCUGCCCAGAGUUCCGUGCCUGCCCCAGGUGCUACAGUCUGAUAAUGCACACGUCUGGAUGUAAAUACAUGUGCUGUUUCAGCUGCCAGAACCGCUUCUGUUGGAUCUGCUUACAGCCCAGUGAGGAGUGUGGGAAAGAUAAGGAGCUGUACUGGUCUCUGUACUGCUCUAAACCCACAGUAGGCAGGCAGGUGUUCACCACGUAGCACUUGUUAGUGUGCUUGCUGAAGGCAAGACCACUCUAGAUUUCUUACAUACUCUUAUUAUUAUUUGAUUUCUUUAGCAAUUAACAAUUUAAGCUAUGAACACGAAACCAACUUUAAAACAUACAAAUGGCCCCAAUAUUUUUUAUAGCAUUUAUACUUUUUGAACUACAACAACAUUUUUUAAACGAUCUCCAAUGGAUUUCAAUGGCAAUAAAGGGGACAUAAACUUGAAUGGUAAAAACAUAACAAAUUCUAGACGCAUCUCCUAUUUCACUGUUUAAGCUUUAAACACCUAGUCUGGCUGAUACCAAACUCGAAGUCCUCCUGACUUCUGAGUUUGGAAAGGCUGUUUUGAUGUCGGCACGAUGCGUUGAUAAUGAAGGGGUUGUGAUUUUACCGGUUGGUUCUCCUUCGUGUCUUUCUCACUCAAACACCCACAGGCACAGCAACACACAGCCCCCCCCUGCUUAAUUUCUGCGUGAAUAUUGCAUUAACAAAUUACCUCCUGUCCAGUCCAGUGAGUUACAGCUCUUCCUCGCCAUGUGGUCACGUGGGACGCGUCAGCCAGGUUAUUCAACACCAAACCAACAUUGAAAUGUGCAGACUGACCCAACUUAGAUUGCUUGCCUUCAGGUUUGUUUUAUACUUUUGAUACUUUUUGAACUAUAACCUUUUUCAAUUAGCAAAAAUUAACAUGGGUUUGAAUGAGAACCUUAGGAAUACACAGCUAUUCAAAAUGGUCCUGCUCUUUGGCCAAUUAAGCCAGAAGACCAACUUUAAAAGGUGCUGGCUAUUCUAACUUCAAAUCCUCUAAAACCUUUACAAACUAUUCAUACUUCAUUGUUUCAAUGCCAACCAUAAGAACAGUGGUAGACAUAUAAAAUGCUACUGCUCUUUAACUAUUUCAGCUACAACCAUUUUCAAAACGUUACUAUAAAAAUGUGCAUACAUUUGCAUAAAACAACCCACCAACAAUAAUACUAACUGUUGAGGUAGUCAGGUGAAGGUGAUCCGUUCGGCAUUCCCUCUUUACUAAAAUAUGCCUCUUAAAUAGGAAAAAACUUGACUCUAAAGUUAAGAAAUAACUGAAACGUUCUGUUGGCAACUGCAUGUUAUGGCAAAUUACUAGAUCAACAAAUCGAGAAACAGAACACGACCAUAGACCAAGUAGCUGCUGACUCGAUUAAAGUGAGUUUAGAGACACUAACAGAAAUUCGCAAUGAUAAUGUAUUGUGUGUAGGCCACUGACAAAUCUAAAUUGAAUGCAUUUUAAAUUCAGGCUGACAUAAAAGAAAUGUGGAAAAAGUCAAGCAUACUUUGAAGGAACUGUAAGAUCCUAAACUAAAACUGAAUCCUACAUGUACAAAUUACCUCAACUAACCUGUACCCCCGCACAUUGUAUCGGUACUGGUACCCCCUGUAUAUA